AUGCUGGACGAUACGGUGUUCCAGCAUGCUGUUGAAGUAUGGUCGAAAGCGGGCUUUACGGAGCUACAACGGCUGCUGGACGAAGGUGUGUUAACAGCUAAAGAGCUUGAGUCUAAGUCAUUGAACUCGAGAAGGGCUCUGGCUUCAGAGACCAAGCAGUUUAAGAGGCUCGAGGAAGGAGAGAAGCUAGGACAGGUGAACAAAAUAAUCAAAAGUUAUCAGCAGGAGGUGGACAGUUUGACAUCUCGAUCAAAGGUUGCAGAAGAGCUAGUGUUGAGCCUGUAUUCGAAACUAUCAGAAACUCCUGAUCCAUACCCUCUUCUUGAAAUGUCAGUACAGCAAACCCAGAGUGCAGAUGACAUCAAGACUUUAAAGGGUAAAAUUGAGGAUUUGGAAAACCAAAUCUCGAAAAGGGCCGAUUACGACAAAGUACGUGCCAGGCUUCUGGACCUUGAACAAAAUUCCGCAAAGACUUUAUCUAAAAGACUUGCGGCCAAGGAGCAAGAACUGAGCUCGCAGUUUCUUGAGAAAGAAAGGAAUUGGAAGGAACGCGAGAAGGAGUUAACACGCCAACUAGAAACGAGCAAAGACACCAACAAAAUCUUGGAAAGUAAGCUAACACAAACAGUCGAUGGAAAUGGAGAUUCACACAAAGGUCCUACAGAACGUCAAUCUGCUGAACAGCAGUUACUGCUACAAGAGGUGCAGUCUUCACAAGCCCGAAUUUUGGACCUCGAGAAAAGGAACGAAGAUUUAAGUGGCCAAUUGGCGAAAGCUACUAGUGAGGAAGAGCAAGCAUUAGAAAAGGACGCCCGAAAUUUGAAGAUUAAUGAAUUAGAGUCGGAAAACGCUCUACUGAGCGCCUCCCUUGCUCACGAACAUAAAUUGCUAGAAACAAAUAUCAAGGACAAAGAAACUCGCAUGGAUUCACUAGAACAGCAGUUACUUUUGGUACAGGACGAAUUGGCAAAAAAGGCUCGGAAACUUAAUGUCUAUGGAGAUUACGAAGCUAUCAAACGGGAAUUGACAGCACUCAAGAAAAUUGAAUUUGGAGCGUCAGACGAGGAUGGAACCAGUGUGGAUUCAACAUUGUUGAAAGCGAAUAAGAAACUUCAAGGCAAUUUGGCCGAGCUUCGUGGCAAAUUUGGUGGGAUGGAGAAAGAGUCCUCUACAGUGCGAAAAGAAAACUUGAAGCUGAUAGAGCAGCUGAAACAGUUAGAGAAGGUCAAUGUGCAGUUAGAAUCGGACUUGGAGCGGAUGGAUAACAUCAGUACUAUAAAUGACACGGCAAGUAUGAUGUCAGGUGUGACGCGACAAAUGAACCGUGUUGGAACCUCUACGCGGUAUGGCGGAAAGCUUUCACCGACAAGCUCGAUUAUUGGCAUUCCGGAGGACACAGACAUCAAACCUAUAGAGAGUGGGAGUUCAACCGUCUUACGGAUGUUAACACAGCAAAGAGAUAGGCUACGUGCCAAGACCACGGAGUUGGAAAAGAAGUUGCGUCAAACGAACGUUAAUGACGGACAGUUGCGCGCGGAACUUGGCAAGCUCAAAGCCGAUAACGCCAAAAUGUACGAGCGCAUAAGGUUUCUGUCAUCUUAUGGGUCUAAAGGUGCGGUUACAGAGGAUCUACUGGACUAUUCCCAAAAUUACAACGAAUCUCUCCAUCCAAUAGCCGACUUCAAACAAAAAGAGCUGGAUAGGAUGAAGAAAAAGGGGCUUUCACCUUUAGAACAGCUAUUUCUGAAUUUUGCGAAGGUGGUGCUGGCUAACAAGACAACCAGAAUUGUAUUUAUGCUGUACUGUCUAGGUCUACAUGGCCUGGUACUGGUAACGUGCAUUUACGCAACGAGUCUUGGCGGAGGCGAAAAGUUAGUAGAGCAGAGUGUAAAAAUAUAG
Molecule: messenger RNA, 1899 nt
Organism: Lachancea lanzarotensis
Lineage: Eukaryota; Fungi; Ascomycota; Saccharomycetes; Saccharomycetales; Saccharomycetaceae
Gene: COY1
Product: LALA0S11e03840g1_1
Exons: 1
Coding region: 1-1899 (632 amino acids)
Biological process (GO): intra-Golgi vesicle-mediated transport
Cellular component (GO): Golgi membrane
Source: RefSeq, a predicted model, not a curated record